UCAGUCUCACCGCUGCGUUCGUUACAAUCAGGUGUGCUUUUCCCAUCAGCUCGCGUUUCAGUUGCCUUUGGUUGCAUUUGUUGCUUAGUUACACGUUCCUUGCAAAGCGCGCGUGCUACGCUUACUUGGAUUCGUUGGCGUAAGGCUGCAGUUUGAAUCUUGUGUGCUGCCAUCAUCAUUUUGUGGGUGCCAGUACUGGACUGUGGACCGUAAGAAGAAAAAUAUUACUAACGGUCGCGAUUGGUGGUAUUUAUUGACGAAAUCAAACAGUUUUCAAAAUAUUUUUAUUAGUGAUUGCAAAACGUGGUGAAGAGUAGCAAUCUUGAAAAAUGUGCACAUGAACGGUUUAUGUUGAGCGGAUUAUUAUGAAGAAAAAAAGUGUUGAUCGUAAAACUCAUUAUUUUUGAACCAACGAGCCCAACGUGCUAAAUUGAUAUUUUAUUUUAUCGUAAGAUCAAUUACAUAAUAAUUGUUCAAUUUAUAAGAAAUUGUGUUAGUGGUGUGAAACUGCAAAAGUGAGAAAACGUAUUUGUCAAUCAAGCUUUAGUUUCUGUGACUUGAUUAGAUACCUUUUAGACAGGCACACAUACUGAAAAUUUGAAGAGCUAGUGUUGGUUGCACAGCAUUUUGGAUACACCCAUUUAGCACCUUGGUUUACACCAUCACCGUUGUCGCCGUUAGGGAAUUUGUUCCACUCAGCACAUUUGGUUCCUUUUGUGAAUUGCACUCGACGACAGGCCUCAUAAAGUAGAACCACCGCCAAUUAACGACGCAGUGAAGUGUGUUCAACUACCAUAGAGCAAAGUAAUAAAAAAGCUUUCACCAUGCUCGUUAUCAACUAUUAGCAGCACACUAGAGGAAAAAUAUAAAUACCGGAAGUAUUUUUCUAGCAACAUAUUCUUAUUCCUGGCAGUACCAACACAAUUGUUGCAAGAUGACUGCAGUCGAGGUUCAUUCGGGCUACAAAUAUUAUGGGAAGGCUAAAGAUCCCAACAAAAAGAUAGUGUUGAACCACCUGAAUAUGAGUGUAACUAGAGGAUCGAUAUAUGGAUUACUAGGAGCGUCAGGAUGCGGUAAAACAACCUUGCUGUCGUGUAUAGUGGGACGAAAAUUUUUAAACAGUGGCGAAAUCAGUGUAUUGGGAGGUACACCAGGCACACCCGGAUCUGGCGUGCCGGGCCCAAGAAUUGGAUACAUGCCACAAGACAUUGCACUAGUAGAAGAAUUUUCAAUCAAAGAAACGAUUUAUUAUUUUGGUCGAAUAUAUGGCAUGUCAACGGAGAAAAUACGCGAGCGAUACAAAUUACUCAAAGAGCUACUAGAACUGCCAUGUGAUGAUCGACACGUCGGCAAUUGCAGUGGAGGUCAACAGAGACGAGUGUCAUUCGCAGCUGCCAUGGUCCAUGAACCAGAACUGCUGAUCUUGGACGAACCGACAGUGGGUCUUGACCCGCUGUUACGGGAAAGAAUAUGGCACUAUUUAGUCGAUACAACAAGUACAAGCAAAUUGGCUGUGAUUAUAACUACACAUUAUAUCGAGGAAGCAAGACAGGCUUCUUGUAUUGGUUUGAUGCGGAAUGGAAUUCUGCUGGCAGAAGACACACCCAUCAACAUCAUGGAGCGUUUUAAUUGUACAAAUCUGGAAGAUGCUUUCCUUACCCUUUGCCAAAAACAUGGUCCCUCUGAGGAGGCUGAUCGGACAACACACGAGUCACAUACCAUACGUAGUAUAAAAUCAAUAGACACAAUAGAGGAUGUUGGAUCCGACAUCAAGAAGUCUAUUCCGCCACUAUCGUCUUCACAUAAUGAAAAGAAAGAUAUGAGUAAAAGCUUGUACGAAGAAAGCGGAAAACCAAUAACGAGAACCAUAAAAGAGGUUUUAAGCUUUACGACGAAACGAAGAAUGAACGCAUUGCUAUCGAAAAACUUCCUACAAAUGAUCCGGCAGCCUGCUGGAAUGGUGUUUCUGUUCCUUUACCCCAUAUUUCAGUUGGUAAGUUUUUACAUAGCAAUAGGUGGAGAUCCAAAGGACCUUCGAUUAGGUGUCGUAAACGACGAGGUGAACAACAUACAGGAAUGCUUCAACAGAUCUCUUAUCACCACAUACUAUCAUGAUGAAUAUGACUGCGAUUUGUACAAAAUUUCCUGUCGGUUUCUCGAUCAGCUAAAUAGGAGCGUUGCGAUACAGGAACAUUACGAGUCAUUUGACGAUGCUUACAAAGCAGCCAAAACUGGGAAAAUAUGGGGUUUCAUUUAUUUUUCUGAUAAUUUCACUGAGUCCCUCCAAGAUGUAAGAGAUAAUGUUCGAGACGCCAACCCUGGAUCUUUCCAUACUUCGGAAAUAAAGGUCUAUUUGGAUAAAUCUGACCAGCAAGUAACAUUUUUUCUCGAGAAAAAGCUGAUAGAGACGUACAAGGAAUUCGCUGAAAGAGUAAUGUCGGAUUGUCACCUACCGAAGCAGUUGGCAAAUAUUCCAAUCACAUUUGAAGACCCUGUCUACGGAUCAUUUCAAGAUGAAUUCACCGACUUUAUGGCUCCAGGAGUUGUCAUGACAAUGAUCUUUUUUCUGGCUACGCUCAUCACGGCAACGAUAUUCAUUACUGACCGGCUCGAAGGUGUUUGGGACAGAACGUUAGUAGCAGGUAUCACGGCCCUCGAGUUACUGCUAGCACAUAUAAUUACACAAACGUCGAUUAUGCUGCUGCAAUGUGUGGAAAUUAUUCUUCUCGCCACUUUCAUAUUUGAUGCACAGAAUCAAGGCAGUAACAUCACCGUGGUCGGUCUACUGAUGCUGCUGGGCUUCGCUGGAAUGUUAUAUGGUUUGCUGAUAUCCAUAUUCUGCGAUGCACAUUCAACGGCAAACUUUAUGGCAACCGGAAGCUUUUAUCCCAUGAUAAUCAUGUGCGGAAUUUUGUGGCCCCUGGAAGGUAUGCCCCAAUAUUUGCAGUACUUGGCGUACUGUUUUCCCUUUACGGUGCCUUCGAUGGCGGUGCGCAACGUGCUUUCCAAAGGAUGGAGUAUCACAAACUCCCAGGUGUAUAUGGGCUACGGUGCUGUUGGUAUCUGGAUAAUAAGUCUUUUGUUAUUAUGUUUGAUCGGUUUGAAGAUAAAGAAAUAGGGAUAUAUUUAAAUGAUGAAAGUACAGUUUCAACCAAGCUCACUGAAUAGCAAUUUAAUUUUACUUUUGGUUAGCUCUGUACAUAUUAGCCGUUAUCCGAUUGGUUGUUCAAUCGAUAGAAGCUACGGAAAGAUGAAUAAAAUUUGCUUACCAUAGAUUUGGAUGGAGCUCAAUUAGAAUUAUAAAUGGUAUUAGUGCACUAAGUAAAAAAUCCAACAUAAGAGUACUGCAACUUUUUUCCAUCUCUCUGAAGUUUGGUGUAGCAAAGCAAUAUAUGCUGUCACCUAUGUGAUAGCAUCUACGUAAGGUAUAUUCCAAAAGUCUGUUAUUUAUAAUUCUGAAAUUGUUUAAUUGUAUUUUACAAUAAAGAAUGCGUGUGAAAAGCGGUUUUGUAUUGAGACGAGAGUAAUUUAUUUUUUUAUCAAUCAUUUUUUACCAACAGAGCUAAAUAAAGGAGCAGAACAAUAGUAUCAGUAGAUUUAAUAGCAUGAAACACUUAUGCAUUUGGGACACAAUAUAACGUCAUCGGAUCUUUGACAUACUAUUUGUGGUCAAGAAAAUGCAUUCGAGAAAAAUUAUGCCAGGGUAAAUAUGGGAAAGAACUUUAAAUAAAUACCAUCAGGUUCAUGAAAAUUCAAAAAAA
This is a messenger RNA of Aedes aegypti (yellow fever mosquito), 3761 nucleotides long. RefSeq names its product ABC transporter G family member 20. Bases 935 to 3118 code for a protein of 727 amino acids. Lineage: Eukaryota; Metazoa; Arthropoda; Insecta; Diptera; Culicidae. Gene Ontology annotation, cellular component: membrane. The transcript has 12 exons. The record is from RefSeq and is a predicted model, not a curated record. Gene Ontology annotation, molecular function: ABC-type transporter activity; ATP binding; ATP hydrolysis activity.